Epinephelus fuscoguttatus (brown-marbled grouper) is the source of this 3440-nucleotide messenger RNA. It is a transcript of the gene septin12, whose product is annotated as septin 12. The record is from RefSeq and is a predicted model, not a curated record. Gene Ontology annotation, cellular component: septin complex; cell division site; microtubule cytoskeleton. Gene Ontology annotation, biological process: cytoskeleton-dependent cytokinesis. The coding region runs from base 228 to 3167 and encodes 979 amino acids. The transcript has 11 exons. Gene Ontology annotation, molecular function: GTPase activity; molecular adaptor activity; GTP binding. NCBI's taxonomy places the organism in Eukaryota, Metazoa, Chordata, Actinopteri, Perciformes, Serranidae.
GGCUGGGCUACAGACACGCCGAUGCUCCUGGAGUUCAGGCAGCGAGGACACGCACAGGACAGAGAGGACAGCCAGGACACAGCUCAGCGCAGUCGGCUCCUUGUCUGCACACAUUAGCCCGGACCAGUGUAGCUUCUUUUUGAUAGGGAAUACAAGUUACCCAGAGAGUUCCGUUUUAUCUCAUCUGGCUCGGAGCGGCAUCACGGAGCCUUCUGCACUCAGUCAGGAUGUCGGAACUUUCCGUGAAUGACCACCUCGAAGGGAUUUUAUCAGAUUUUGAAGCGCUGAAGAGAUCCUUCGACAUUGAAGAUGUGGAUGACCUACCAUCCUUCUCCUCAGCUACACCCAUCUCCUCCCCAGUUUCUCCCUCUUCCUCCCAUUUCUUCCUCAACCACAACAAAGCCAGUGAGGGGCUGGGUGGAGGUGGCCAGUCCCCUUCAUUAGCCUUUAACAACAACAACAACAGCUUGGGCUCCACAGCCCACCAUUCCCGCAUCAGCCUAAGUUCCAAUCCUAGCCCAGUGCUCAAGUCCCGAAGUGUGGUCAGCAGCCUGUCCUUCAACCGAGGAAACACGAACAAGUCGGCCAUCUACAACAAUGGCUCCUCUGUGACCAGAGCUGCAUCCUUCCAGAGCAGGUUAAACCCCAACAGUUACUCCAUUUUGUCUGGGCCAGGCAGUGACAACGACAGCCUUCACAGCUCCACGUCAAGCCUGGAGUACUCUGGUGGAGGUGGAGGUGCCCUCCCUCUCACUAAGCUGGGGUCAUAUCCCAGCCCUCCACCUCAGGGGGACUACCACCGAACCCAGCCCCAGCCUCCACACCAGCACCGAGAAGGAAGUGCUCACAUGGGAAGCAACCCCAACCUGAAGAAGUUUUCCUCACAUGGGAGUGUUUUCCCCUCUGAGAUGGAGCAGGGGCCAGGGCUGAUGCUGGGUGCUCCAGAGCCUUGGGGGGCUAACCAUGGCUCCAUGCCAAGCCUAGACCUCCAAAUUACUGAUGGAGGAGGAGGAAUGGUGAGUAUGCAAAGAGGUGGAGGUGGAGGAGGGGGUAUCAGCAGGAUGUCUCCAGGGUUGAGGUAUGCCAGUGCUAAUGCCAACUGGAAUGGUCGUCUUCAUAAUACCGAUUCGUUUGGGGAGGAGGGUUACUCUGGCCCCCAAAACCACUGCCAGCAGCAAGGGCCCCAGGUCCUCAAGGCUCCACAGCCCAAGGCCAAAGAGACUUCACGUCUCAACAAGUUUCCCUUGGAUCUGGACAGCUUGGUUAGCAGCACCUCAGGCACUUCUCCCACUAAGGCUCAAGGAGGAUCCAUGAGCCCCACCCCCCCCAAACCUCCACCAAGGAGCACCGGAAGCCUACAACACCACGCCAGCCCACCAUCCACCCUGGCCAGCCCUUCAGCCUCUCUCAGCAGCCUGGAUAGUUCCUCUGACACCAUGCCCCUCUCCCUCCACCAUCCCUUUUUGCCCCUCUCCCCACGCACUCCAACUCCCUCACAGGGUUCAAUCCCUGUCCCAGAGAUGAGCUGCUCCUCAGGGCCCUUUUCCCCAGCCCAGAGCCCCCAGCUGGAGAUUCUCCCAGGGCCCCAAGUUGUCCAGGUGGUCCCCAGCCUACCUAACCCUACCAGCCCCCGUAGCCCCAGAGCCGUUUGGUCUGUAAAGGAUGGCCCAGGUGAUGCAGGAGAUAGUGUAGGCUCAAUCUUACAGAGGAUUGCUUCCUUCUCCCAGAACGUCAGUACUGACACCACCCCAGCAGCUGUGACGCAGCCCCCUACAGUCCAAAGAAAUGGUGGGGUGUCAUCUGCUUAUGGAUGUCCUGCUGAGACCAUGGUGAUGCACACAUGGAAGCAGGGGAAGAAGAACCAGAAAGAAACUGUUGGAGAGCUGGAGACGGACCCGCUUAGCCCAAUGGAGGAGAGAGAGGAGAAGGAGAGGGGCAUCAUGGGACAAGAGCAAGAAGGUGAGGGCAAGUGCCAAGGACAACCAGCCAGCAUGAAUACCCAGAAUUCCACAACAGAAAAAGAGGAGAAUGGUGUGGAGGCCCAUGCAGAGAUGGGAGACAAGGGGAAGGAGAAGGGAAUGGAGGAAGGAGAAAUGAAGAAAGAUGUAGAGGUGGAGAUGGAGCUGGAGGCGGAGGUGAAGAUGGAGCUGUGUCAGUCAGUGCAAGGCCUCCAGAUGAGCUUCAUCCGAGGCACUGACCUGUUUGGCUACGUGGGCAUCGAGGCAGUACUGGACCAGAUGAGGCGCAAGACCAUGAAGGCCGGCCUGGAGUUCAACAUCAUGGUGGUUGGUCAGAGUGGUUUAGGGAAAUCCACUCUGGUUAACACUCUGUUCAAGUCCAAAGUCAGUCGGAAGUCCUGUACGCCCAACUACGAAGAGAAGAUCUCCAAAACAGUCAAACUGCAAUCAAUCAGUCAUGUGAUUGAGGAGAAGGGAGUGAAGAUGAAGCUGACAGUGAUUGACACUCCAGGAUUUGGAGACCAGAUUAACAACGAGAACUGCUGGGAGCCCAUAGAGAAGCACAUCAAUGAACAGUAUGAGAAAUACCUGAGAGAGGAGCUGCAUAUCAACCGCAAGAGGAGAAUACCAGACAGCAGAGUCCACUGCUGCAUCUACUUUCUCCCUGCCACUGGACACAGGUUACGCCCCAUCGAUGUUGAGUUCAUGAAGAGGUUGGGAAAGAUAGUGAGCAUCGUACCUGUCAUCGCCAAAGCUGACACGCUCACCAUUGAGGAAAGACAGGAGUUUAAAGAGAGGAUAAGGCAAGACUUAGCAGCCAAUGGGAUACAUGUUUACCCACAGAGAGAGUAUGAUGAGGAUCCAGAGGAACGCAUCCUCAAUGACAGGAUCAGGGAAAACAUUCCCUUUGCUGUGGUUGGAACAGACAAGGAGCACCAGGUGAAUGGAAACAAGGUGCUGGGACGGAAAACAAAGUGGGGAAUCAUUGAAGUUGAAAAUGUGGCGCACUGUGAGUUUGCCAAUCUGAGAGAUCUACUCAUCAGGUCUCACUUGCAGGACCUGAAAGACGUGACACACAACAUCCACUAUGAGACCUACCGCGUACAACGGCUCAACGAGAGCAACAUGAACUUCAGUGAACUGGGACUGUCCCCCUGGCCACUGGAGAACGGAACUGCUGACAAAUGCGAAUCAGAGAGCCACCUCUGAUGUCUCCAUCCCUCUUCCUGCACCUGCCAGAGGAUGGCUGAUGCUCCUCAUCCAAUCAGAACGAGAGAUGUGAAAAAGAAAGCUUUUUUUUUUUUUUAAAUUUCCCUUUUUCCCCCCAACAUAACAAAAUGAGAUGGAAAAAUAUUUUUUUAUUGUUUUUCCUAUGUUUUUCUUCAGUAUGGGACAAACAAGCAGUUUUUAAAUGAGAUAUUCUGUUUGAGUUUUUACACGAGACAUAAGUAAUGCAUCAAAUAUGGAUAUAUGUGAAACAAA